Messenger RNA from Aphidius gifuensis, 3700 nucleotides. RefSeq lists its product as uncharacterized. The record is from RefSeq and is a predicted model, not a curated record. NCBI's taxonomy places the organism in Eukaryota, Metazoa, Arthropoda, Insecta, Hymenoptera, Braconidae. Bases 1117 to 3072 code for a protein of 651 amino acids. The transcript is spliced from 3 exons. Gene Ontology annotation, cellular component: membrane.
ACUGAGAAAAAAAGCUUGAAAGCGCUACUGUACCUGCGCCGGCCAGUAAAAAAUGUAAUUCUCUCUUUCAAUACGAAUCACGUAUCGACUCUUGUAGAACAUUUCUAUAUGUAUGUACAUAUCAGAGACCUCGGAGUUUUCAAUGUAACUGCCAGCGACGUGAAUCACUUUGAUAAUAGAAAAAAAUAUAUCCGAAAAGGAACUACAAAUGUUGCCUUGAAAAUGAUUACAAAGAUCGUGCUAUAAAAAUUUUAAGUAGAAUCUUCCAAUGAUAAAUUUAUGAAAAGUAAUCAAAGUUAUUGACUUUCAUUUAUUUAUUUAUUUAUUUUUUUCGAGUGGCUAAAAUUUAGGAAGAGUUUAAUAGUUGUCAUAAUCUAAGAUUGUUUUUAAUCUCAAUACAGAUUUUUUUUUAUUAACAAAUGAAAAGUGAAUUCAAUGUGUUCAACAAAUUUUUAAGUGAAUAUAAAAUAUAAGGGGAAUAGAUUGUUUUUGUUAUUUUGGAAAGAAGAAAAUUGAUGACUUGAUAAUCAACUGGGAAAAAAACCUGGAUGAGUUUUAAUUUUUGCUUGACACUUGAGUCAUGUGCUGGAGGGAUAAAUGUAGGAAAAGUGGUGAUGAAAAAAGUGAAGUUGAUGUGGGAUGAGAGCUUGUCAGCUGAUAUAAAAAAAGGUAUCACUGUGCUACUGGAAACUUGAAUAGUUAGUUUUUUUUUUUAUGGUUUUUAGAAAAAGUAACCAAUCAUACAUUGAAUGAUAUAAGAAAUAUAUACUUUUGAGUUCAAAGUGAUUGAUUUAUUCAUUUGUUAUUUGUUAUUUAAAUUGAGCAAACUUAUGUUAAUUGAAGUGUUUGUUUGAUUGAUGAGCAACUGCUGGAACAUUUCACAACUUAAUAAAUUACUAGAAAAUGAUUGUAAGAAAACCGGGAUAAUUGAGAUAUCUGCAAUUUCAACAAACGCUAGGCGUGGAGCUUCACAAGAGCCGUGCCAUGGAAGGUUCAUUACAAAAGGUAUCGGUAGGGCUCGCGUGACAAGGCAUAUUGCCGUCGUCGCGAGCCAAAUACCGGUCAAAUAAUCAUCAUUGCAGCAGUGUUACGGGUGAUAAAAGUAAACUAGAUAGUAUGACGGUGAUGCUACUGCAACGUUUUUCAGCCCCGCAAUCUACGUUGGUCCAAAAAAAAAUCCAAAAUUAUUGUGAUAAAGACAUUGGAAGUAGUGGCCAUACGGGCCAACAGCCACAUUACAAACAUUAUUCUGAAAAUAAAUAUCAAAAUAUACAAGAAACGUCAAAAAAUUAUCAAGAACAUCAAGACAAACUAGCUACCAAUAAUACCCUUAAUAACAUAAACGCCAAUGUUAAUCACAACAACCACAAUAAUAAUAGUAAUCGUGAUUAUAAUAGUAAUGUUAACAUUAAUAAUAAUAAUGAUAACAUCAAUAAAAAUGUAAAAAAUACAGAAAACUGUUGUAAAAAAGAAAAAGUUUGUUAUACAAGUUCUUUGUGUUUAUACAAUAGAACACUGGCAAAUAUUAAUAUUAAUAAGUCAAAUAGUAACAGUAACAAUUGCAACAACAACCAUAACAAUAAUUGUAAUAUUAAUAAUAAUAACAACAAUAAUAAUAAUAAUAAUAAUAAUAAUAAUAAUAGUAAUAACGGUGAAGAGGAAAUAGAAGAAGACGACUUCCUUACACGUGACAAGCAAAACAUACGACAAGAGACAGUAACAUCCCGUACAACAACAAUAACAGCAGGUACAACGGGAACAUUUGGUACAUCGGCAUCUCAAAGCCGAUAUUAUAAUCAAGGAGUCGCGAUGCGAUAUUAUAGAUUAUGGAUAUACGCUUGUAACGUAGUACUACUCGGUAGUGCACUUGGAUUAGCAUUUGCUCUUCUAAGAUCACUUGUAUUCACACGUGAUCCCCGUCGUUAUUUAGUUCCAGGUGUACCAAGAGUACUUGAUCCAACAGCACUUUAUGCAUACUUGGCAUUAGCAACACAAUUAGGUCUUGUUCAAUUGCUUGGCUGUAUUGCAGCAAGAAGACUCAGUGCAAAAUUAUUAAAUGCUUAUUGGGUAUUAUUACUUGCAUUAUUAUUCGGUGAUGCAAUAAUUGGUGUUGCUUGGGUUUUUAAGUUUGAAAGAAUAAGAGCUGAACUAAGACCAACAUUGAGAUUAAAAUUACAAUUGGAUUAUGGAAAUGAUUUAAAAUUUAGUGAUGAUUGGGAUAGAUUACAAAGAGAUUUUUCAUGUUGUGGUGUUACUGGACCAAAUGAUUAUUUAACACAUAACUAUCCAGAAACAUGUUGUCCAAUUGAUAUGAAAUAUCAAAGUGCCAAUCAUAAUGAGACUAAUGCUGGUUGUCAUCAUCCUUAUUUACAUGGUUGUGAAGAAAAUCUCAUCUUAUGGAUGAGAAAAACAGCUGAUUUAUUAUUCGUAAUUGGUUUUUGUGUUAUGGCAUUUAGUAAAUUAUGCUUCCUUGGUAUAUUGAGAUAUGAAAUACGUGAAAUGAUACAAAAAAUUCAAUUACUUAAAGAUCCACCACCACCAGCAUCAGCAACAUUUAUACAAUCAUUUUGUCAACCACCACUGGCAGCACAAACAGCUGUUACAUCAAGCUGUGGAUUAUCUAUGGGCACUGCAACAGCAACAAUAACAUCAUCUGAUACCACUGGACACAGUCAUAUUAAUUAUAGUGGAACAAGACGUACAACACUGCCUAUUGUCGUAUCGUCAUCGAUUGUUAAUAACAAUCCAUCAGGUUUUGGAAAUAAUAUGCCAGUGUUGGCACAGCCAUACGAACAAGAUUACAAUGGAAAACAUCCUCUUUUGUUCACGAGCAAUCUCCAACAAGAUGCAGGUGCUGACAGUGAUACAAAUAGCCAUUGUGCACUAAUCCUCGAAGAAUCAACAACAACACCACCAUCAAUUCAACGUAACUAUACAAUAAAUUCACAAAAUGAGAAAAAUGCUGGCAACAAUAAUUAUGAAAUGCGUGAAUUUAAUCGACGUUAUUUGAUGUCAAAUGGUGGUAGUCCACCAGCAGGAAUUAAAAUCAUUCCACAAAAUAGGCGAACCUGACUAUGGAGAACGUGGCGACGAAGGUCGAGUCGUUUUUUAUACAAAUCUAAUAAACCAGUCGGGGUUGCUGUGUUUUAUAAGUAAGCUUAUUAUGGUAUGAAUUUUUCUCUGGUUAUAAGUAAACAAAUAAUGAUAAUUUAUCUGUAAAACUAGUAAGAUUGAAAGAUAAAGACUGAAUAUGUCGGCUUUUUUUUCCUGCAUUUAUUUCAAUUUAUAGUUUUUUAUUUUUUAAUUGUAAAUAUAUAUAUUUACAAUUUACAAAUAUAUAUAUAUAUACCUAUAUAUUAUUAUUUUUAUUAUUGUAGUAUGAAAAAUAUCUAAAUUCUAAAGUAUAUAUUACAUAAAUAUAUACUUGAUAGUUAAUAACUCCGUAAGCAGAAAAUAACUUAAGUCAUUAAGAUCUAUGCCAAUGUUAUUGUCAAGUCAGAGUAACAAAAAAAAAUUAAGAAAUAUAUUGAAGUUACAGAAUUGUGAUUAAAAGCCAGUUAAAAAAAAUGUAAAUAAUUUGGGUGAUCCUCAAAAUGGAUGUUAAGUGCCGUUUGUUUGUAAUAUUUAAAACUUAAUUGCUCUUAUUAUUGUCCAAAUUAACUCAACAUGCAAAACAUUAACAUUGAAAAAAAAAAAACUU